CGCGGAGGAAGAGGCGGGGGCUGCACGCAGCGGCCAGGAAGACAGGGACACCCAGGAGCGAGCCCCCGGAUCCUGCAACAUGAGCGCCCUGGACUCCUGCGGCGGGGAUUUCUCGGCCCCAGAUGCUGGACAGAAUGUGACAGAAAUGGAUGCCAUAACUAAAAGGGAAUUACUUGAUCCAGCAGAAAGCUACAAAAUGGAUCACAACAGGAGAGGCAUGGCUUUGAUCUUCAAUCACGAGCGGUUCUUCUGGCACUUGACUUUGCCAGAAAGGCGUGGCACCAGGGCAGACAGAGAGAACCUUAGACUAAGGCUUUCAAAUCUGGGGUUUGAAGUGCAUUGCUAUGAUGAUUAUAAAGCUGAAGACCUCCUAAAGACCAUCCAUACGGUGUCCACCUCUAGCCAUGUGGAUGCCGACUGCUUCUUGUGCGUAUUCCUGACUCAUGGUGAAGGAAAUCACAUCUAUGCUUAUGAUGCCAAAAUUGACAUUCAGAAGCUGACCGCCCUGUUUAAAGGAGAUAGAUGUCAGAGCUUAGUUGGGAAGCCCAAGAUAUUUAUCAUUCAGGCAUGUCGGGGAGACCAGCAUGAUGUCCCGGUCAUUCCUUUGGACGAGGUUGAUCAUCCGACUGACAAGGUGGACGUCAAUGAAACAGAAGUCGAUGCUGCAUCCGUUUACACUCUCCCUGCUGGAGCCGACUUCCUCAUGUGUUACUCUGUUGCAGAAGGUUAUUAUUCCCACCGUGAAACGGUGAACGGUUCCUGGUACAUCCAAGACUUGUGUGAGAUACUGGGAAAGUAUGGCUCCUCCUUAGAGUUUACAGAGCUGCUCACACUGGUGAACAGAAAAGUGUCUCAGCGAAGAGUGGAUUUCUGCAAGGACCUGAACGCCAUCGGGAAGAAGCAGGUCCCUUGUUUCGCCUCCAUGCUGACAAAGAAGCUCUUUCUCUUUCCAAAGUCUAAAUAACGUCUGGGCUGCCACCUUGUUCUAAACACACAUUUUGAAGGUCUGGCCUCUUCCUCCCCACUCCUUUUUUAUUUUUGUACAAUUAUCUUGAGAUGGGAUCCGGUGCCUUUUAAAUUUUUUAAUCAGAUGCCCAUUUUGGGGACACUGCUCAGCAUCACAGUUUUCUGUGGGGAACUGUUAACAGUUUCACCCAAAAUUGGUACUUUGGUUAAUCUUCCUUUUUAGAGCUUUGGUCAUAUUUGCUUAAUUAGCUUGUUGACCACAUUCUCAGGGAAUAUCAGGGAAUCACCUUCCCAAGAGUUUCUGAAUAAUUGACUUUCGUUUCAUAAAUCAGUAGUCUAUCCAAAUUAUCAGGUGGUUCUAACUUAUUUGUGGCAUCUUUGUUUCUUCAUCAAAGUCUUUUUUCUAAUAUUCAUUUAUACCUUUUUUAGAUCCUUGAGUGAAAAAGAAAACCAGCAGGUCGUUUUCCACUAACAUUUCAAUUUAAAGGGAAUACUUAUAUCUUUCUGGGGCUUUGUUGUGUAAGACAUUUUAAAAAACAUAUUCUUGCCUAAAUCUCUGUGGUGUUUCAUAAAUGUCUGAUACAGCCCUUACUCACACCCCUUACCCCCUCCGCCCCACUCCCUUCUAGCUUAUGUACAUGUUGUCCAGUAAGUGGAUACCUGCCCUGUCCAAACUUAAAGCUUGUGCCCACAGCCCAACAGCCAUCAUUCCUUCUGGGUACAUCUUCUCUUCCUUCUUGCUCCUCUUCCCACCCAACUCUCUAGCUUCCCAGUGCUCUACACCUGACACUGUACCCAGGCUAAGUCACCUACAUGCUGUUGCCACCCUAGUCAAGACCUACAGUACCCACUUCCCACUUUAGUUUCAUCUGUGAUCAUAUGUUAGGGUAAUGAAUUGGUGAUUAUAUAGGCAAGGCGUGCCUAUAAAUAAGUUUCAUUCUCAGAUUCUAAAUUGUCGAUUAAUCAUUGACAAAUUAAAUGACAUGUCUUGCAGGAGACUCAUCAUUCUAAACCCCCUCCCCAGUUUUCACAGUUGAUGUGCUACAAAUUUUAGAUGAAUCUUUGAAAUUCAGUGUUAUAAAUUUGUAAAUUUGGAAGAUUUCUUAUUUCCCUGGUUUCUUUUUAGAUUAGACUUUUUUUAAAAAAAAUUUUUAGAUAAAUGACUACUUAGUAAUUUAGUGAUCAUCUAUUUAAGUGGCCGUGCUAAUAACUGGUUUCAUUCAUAGAUUAUCAAGCUAAUGAAUAUAUAUGAAUAUAUUUUUUUAACCAUAGGACUCUGAACCUUAAAAUGCUAUGCAAAACUAGCAACUUUGUUGCCAGAGACUAAAGAUAAUACCUUUUGGUUUCUUAUAAUGUAGUUGAAUACUUAAACAGUAGUUUUCAUGUCUUGUUCCAGUCGGUUAUUUCCUGGGACAGGCUCUUCCAGAUGGCAUUUAGGCACAUGCCUAAUGGUCAGUGAGAUUCCUGUCCUCAUUCUAGACCCAAUGGUUGGUGUCUUCAUUCUAGAAGGGUGCUAGGGUGGUUACUGGCAGCCAAAAUGUUUCUGCCCCUUUCUUAAUCUUAACUCCCCACCUCCUUCCUCUUUCCCUGCGAAGGUACAAUAAGAGUCAUCACUGUCCAUUGGCCCCAUCCCAAAGAGGCAACACCCCAGAAUGUUCUACUUGGUGUACAGACCAUGAAAAAUUUCCUGGGCUUUUGGGCAGAUGUUAUACAAUUCUGAUAGUCUCAGAGAAAUUAAAUCCUUUAACACACUGUACUGUCAUUCUAUCUUAAAUGUGAUUAUUUUAAUAAUUUUUUUAGAGUAAUGUACCCUAAGCUCAGUUGCCAUAAUAAGGACUGAGCUUUGGAAGCAAUAUUGAUGGACCUAAAUUUUGUUUACACUUAUUACAUUGUUUUGAUAAUAAUUUGCUUUUGUAAUAAAAAAUUAUGUAAUUCUGUUUUUA
Messenger RNA from Trichosurus vulpecula (common brushtail), 2909 nucleotides. RefSeq names its product caspase 6 (gene CASP6). The record is from RefSeq and is a predicted model, not a curated record. Gene Ontology annotation, cellular component: cytoplasm. Gene Ontology annotation, biological process: apoptotic process; proteolysis. NCBI's taxonomy places the organism in Eukaryota, Metazoa, Chordata, Mammalia, Diprotodontia, Phalangeridae. The transcript has 7 exons. The coding region runs from base 80 to 964 and encodes 294 amino acids.